Molecule: messenger RNA, 1967 nt
Organism: Culicoides brevitarsis
Lineage: Eukaryota; Metazoa; Arthropoda; Insecta; Diptera; Ceratopogonidae
Gene: Pgi
Product: glucose-6-phosphate isomerase
Exons: 2
Coding region: 84-1754 (556 amino acids)
Biological process (GO): gluconeogenesis; glucose 6-phosphate metabolic process; glycolytic process
Cellular component (GO): cytosol
Molecular function (GO): monosaccharide binding; carbohydrate derivative binding; glucose-6-phosphate isomerase activity
Source: RefSeq, a predicted model, not a curated record
UCUAUUUGUCCUUUAGUCGCGAAUUGAUACCGUUCGUGAGCUGUUCUGUGUGAGAGAGAAAAAUUCUAUUAAUUUGCCGAAAAAUGUCGGGAAAGCCCCAAUUGACGAAGGAUGCCGUCUGGCAAAAGAUUUUCGCCUACUUUCAAGCCAACGGCACGAAAAUCAACAUCAAGGAGAUGUUCGACAAGGAUCCAAAGCGAUUCGAGAAAUUCAGCUUGAGAUUGUCAACUCCCAACGAUGGCGAUAUCCUGUUGGAUUACUCGAAGAAUCGCAUUAACGACGAAGUUUGGCCGAUGUUGUUGCAACUUGCGGAAUCGCGAGGCCUUGCGGAAGCCCGUGAAGCGAUGUUCAGCGGUCAACACAUCAAUAUUACCGAAGAUCGUGCCGUUUUGCACACCGCUUUGCGUAAUCGCUCCAACAAGCCCGUCAUGGUCGAUGGCAAGGAUGUCAUGCCCGAAGUGAAUGCUGUCUUGGCGCACAUGAAGGAGUUCAGCAACCAAGUAAUUUCGGGCGAAUGGAAGGGUUACACGGGCAAAAAAAUCACGGAUGUCGUCAAUAUCGGUAUCGGAGGCUCCGAUCUUGGUCCGUUGAUGGUAACGGAAGCCUUGAAAAUCUACUCCAAGGGACUCGGUGUACAUUUCGUGUCGAAUAUCGAUGGCACGCACUUGGCUGAAGUCCUGAAAAAAGUGAAUGCCGAAACAACGUUGUUCAUUAUCGCAUCGAAGACGUUCACGACGCAGGAAACUAUCACGAAUGCGACCUCCGCGAAGAACUGGCUGUUGGAACAGGCGAAAGAUCAGUCUGCGGUGGCGAAACAUUUCGUUGCGUUGUCAACGGCGAAGCCAUUAGUCGAGGCAUUCGGUAUCGAUUCGAAGAAUAUGUUCGGAUUCUGGGACUGGGUUGGAGGACGUUACUCCUUGUGGUCCGCAAUUGGGCUUUCGAUCUGCUUAUCGGUCGGCUACGAGAAUUUCGAGAAACUUUUGGAAGGCGCUCACUUCAUGGACAACCAUUUCCGUACGGCGCCCCUUGCCCAAAACGCUCCCGUUAUUCUCGCCCUCAUGGGAAUCUGGUACACGAAUUUCUAUGGCUGCGAAACGCACGCGUUGCUGCCCUACGACCAAUAUUUGCACCGUUUCGCCGCGUAUUUCCAGCAAGGCGACAUGGAAAGUAACGGAAAGUACGUCACGAAGGGCAGCGAACGUGUCAGUUAUGGCACGGGACCUAUCGUAUGGGGCGAGCCUGGCACCAAUGGUCAACAUGCAUUUUAUCAGCUCAUCCAUCAGGGCACCUUGCUCAUUCCAUGCGACUUUAUUGCGCCCGCUAACACCCACAAUCCCAUUGCCGGCGGUGUGCAUCACAAAAUUUUGCUCGCCAACUUCUUGGCGCAAACGGAAGCUCUCAUGGCGGGCAAAACCGAGGCACAAGCCAAGGCGGAGCUGGAAAAGGCCGGCGUUACGGGAGACAAACUCGCCAAACUCUUGCCACACAAAGUUUUCCUCGGAAAUCGUCCCACCAAUUCGAUUGUCGUGAAGAAAGUGACGCCAUUUGCCUUGGGUGCCCUCAUCGCCAUGUACGAACACAAGAUCUUCACGCAGGGCAUCAUUUGGGACAUUAACUCGUUCGAUCAGUGGGGCGUCGAAUUGGGCAAGCAACUUGCCAAAGCUAUCGAGCCGGAGCUUGCCAACAAGGAUAAAGUCAGCUCACACGAUUCCUCCACAAAUGGCUUGAUCAAUUUCCUCAAGGAAAAUUGGUAAAUGUUUGAAUGUUUUUGACACACGAGAGGCAAUGAUGAUGAUGAAACAGGAGAAAAAUUCUUAAAAACUUAGUCAGUAGAGAAGCUUUUAGAUUCACGCUUUGAAAAUCUACCAAAAAAAAAAAAAAUGUAUCGUUAAAAUUUUUGUUAAAACAGAUCACUACACAAAAGAUCAAUAAAGUUGUUGUUAGUCUUCAAUUUGAGUUCAAUUGAA